This is a messenger RNA of Dendronephthya gigantea, 3977 nucleotides long. RefSeq lists its product as uncharacterized. Bases 823 to 3393 code for a protein of 856 amino acids. Lineage: Eukaryota; Metazoa; Cnidaria; Anthozoa; Malacalcyonacea; Nephtheidae. The record is from RefSeq and is a predicted model, not a curated record. The transcript is spliced from 9 exons.
CCUCGGUGACAUGACGAAUUAUUUAAAUAUACACAAAAGAGUUUAACUUUAACCAUCAAUAGUUGUCUCAUUCUUCAGGUCACUUACGGUUACUUCGCUUCGGACUCUAAAAAUCUUUUCAGAGUUGUUGACAAACAGCAGCUAUCUGAAAAUUCUUUGUAACCUUCGGGCUACGACAUUGAAUACAGGAAACUUGGAUCAACUUAAUAUAUUGAAUCGGUACGGAGCCAGGAUCCGGAGGAUUCUAUAUUGAUAUUAAUCUCGAGAGCACUUUUAGCUUCGAGGAAAGCGGUCAACCUUCAAGUAUAAUCGUCAGAAGAAACUACACCAAACUCGAACGCAUCUCAAGUUCGAGUUUCGUAUAUUAUUUAUUGAAGAAACGCCAAUUUGGCUUUAGAUUGAUCAAUUUACUUCAAUCGUUACAUGAUUCGCUUGGGUAUUUGAAAGAAAAGUUGCCACAUCAUAGUUUUUUUUAAGCCUUACUGCACAAGAAGUUCGCAAGGCAUCUGUAAUUAAGCUCAACGGACGUAGGCGAAAUCGUUGUUGACGUGAACUUUGGCCAAUUUUUUUAAAGAAGGGUGUUUCAAUACGGUAUUAAACAUUCAAUCAAAUUUUAUUGUCCGGUUGGAGGAAUAAAUAACGUCACGUUCUGGCUUAUUGAGGAAUCAGACGCACGACGAUUAAACAGCGCUGUGGACAAAACAAUCUAUCAACAUACAGCAAGUACUUGAUAACACUUUGUAGAAAUUCGAGGAUUUCCCAGAAUCAAGGAACACAGUUCAGAGAAUAAGUCAAUAUACCGAGCAGUAACAGGAACUAAUUAUGAAAUACCUUUGUAUCAUCGCAAUCAUCCUACAAUUGUUGUCACCAAUCAUUGGUUCAUCGACACCAAUUCAGGCUGGAUCAUCAUCGAUCACCGCACAGCCGGCGUCUAUCGAUCUUAUGUCAUCACUACCAAUGAUUGCCCCGUCUUCAUCGAUACCUGAUCAGUCAUCAUCAGUCAUUGAUCAAUCAACACCGAUUAUUGCUAAAUCCUCAUCAGUGAUCGCUCAACCACCAUCUAUGAAUGUUGUGUCAUCAAUACCAAUGAUUGUUCCGUCCUCGUCGAUAACUGCUCAAUCGUCAUCAGGUAUUGAUUUAUCGACACCAGUCAUUGCCGAAUCAUCAUCGAUCAUCGCUCAGCCGGGACCUGUCGAUGUUAAGUCAUCAGCACCAAUGAUUGCUCCAUCUUCAUCGAUACCGGCGCAGUCAUCAUCAGUCAUUGAUUCAUCAACACUGAUCAUUGCCGAAUCAUCAUCAAUCAUCGCUCAGCCGGGAACUGUCGAUGUUAAGUCAUCAGCACCAAUGAUUGCUCCAUCUUCAUCGAUACCGGCGCAGUCAUCGUCAGUCAUGGAUUCAUCAACACCGAUCAUUACCGAAUCAUCGUCAAUCAUCGCAAAACCGGGACCUGUCGAUGUUAAGUCAUCAGCACCAAUGAUUGCUCCAUCUUCAUCAAUACCGGUGCAGUCAUCAUCAGUCAUUGAUUCAUCAACACCGAUCAUUACCGAAUCAUCAUCAAUCAUCGCACAACCGGGACCUGUCGAUGUUAAGUCAUCAGCACCAAUGAUUGCUCCAUCUUCAUCGAUACCGGCGCAGUCAUCAUCAGUCAUUGAUUCAUCAACACUGAUCAUUACCGAAUCAUCAUCAAUCAUCGCUCAGCCGGGACCUGUCGAUGUUAAGUCAUCAGCACCAAUGAUUGCUCCGUCUUCAUCGAUACCGGCGCAGUCAUUAUCAGUCAUUGAUUCAUCAACACCAGUCAUCGCCGAAUCAUCAUCGAUCAUCGCUCAGCCGGGACCUGUCGAUGUUAAGUCAUCAGCACCAAUGAUUGCUCCAUCUUCAUCGAUACCGGCGCAGUCAUCGUCAGUCAUUGAUUCAUCAACACUGAUCAUUACCAAAUCAUCGUCAAUCAUCGCAAAACCGGGACCUGUCGACGUUAAGUCAUCAGCACCAAUGAUUGCUCCAUCUUCAUCGAUACCGGCGCAGUCAUCGUCAGUCAUUGAUCAUCAACAAGCUGACAUACAUACACAUUCAUCAUCAUCGCUCAGCCGGACCUGUCGAUUCUCAGCACCAAUGAUGCUCCCAUCUUCAUCGAUACCGGCCCAGUCAUCAUCAGUCAUUGAUUCAUCAACGCCGAACAUUGCCGAAUCAUCAUCAAUCAUCGCUCAGCCGGGACCUGUCGAUGUUAAGUCAUCAGCACAAAUGAUUCCUCCAUCUUCAUCAAUACUUGCUCAAUCAUCAUCAGUCAUUGAUUCAUCAACACCGAUUAUUGCUGAAUCAUCAUCAAUCAUCGCUCAGUCGCCAUCUAUCAAUGUUAAGUCAUCAGUAACAGUGAUUGCCCCAUCUUCAUCGAUACCUGCUCAGUUAUCAUCAGUCAUUGAUUCAUCAACAGCGAUGACUGCUCAACUACCAUCAAUGACUGCCAGGUUACUAUCAUUGACUGCUCAGUCACAAUCAAUGAUUGUUCAGUCACCAUCAAUGACUGUUCAGUCACCAUCAAUGAUUGUUCAGUCACCAUCAAUGAUUGUUCAGUCACCAUCAAUGACUGUUCAGUCACCAUCAAUGACUGUCCAGUCACCAUCAAUGACUGUUCAGUCACCAUCAAUGACUGUUCAGUCACCAUCAAUGACUGUUCAGUCACCAUCAAUAACUGUUCAGUCACCAUCACCCACUACUCAAUCAGCUUUAAUGACUGCUCAGUCUCCAUCAUCAUCGAUAAAACCGAACAAGACAGUGACGUUGUCUUCAUCAUCUCAACUGGUAAUAAUAACCACUAAAAAGCCAACAAAAAACACUCUCAAUACCAGUGUUGAGAUAUCAAUUGACGGAGUUUUGGACGAAGAUUUGAGGAAUAAGUCAAGCAGAAAGUACAGGACGUUCACCACAAGCCUUAAGAAUACGAUUAAAGAUGUGUACAGGAAAAGAAACAUUAGUGUAGAUGUGUUGGUGCUAGGAUUACGAUCUGGAAGUAUCAUCGCAGAAUUAAGACUUAUUUUUCAAGACCGCACCGUCAGUUCACCAUUGAAAGUUCUCAAAGAAGCUAUCGAGAAGAACGAGCUUGGCAAUUUCACCAUCGAUCCAAAUUCACUUAAACUGACAUUUCACGAGUGCAAUCCAACAUGCCACGAGAACGCCGAGUGUGAGAGACAGGGAACCUCGUCCACAAUAUUUUUGUGUCAAUGUAAAUCUGGCUAUAUUGGUAAUGGCGUCCAGUCUUGCACAGAAAUCAAAGAAGAUGAGGACGAUGAUGAUAUCAAAAAGAUACUUAUAGCCUCUCUAGUUAUUGUCUCGAUAAUAUUAGCUAUCGUAUUACUGUUAUUCAUAUAUUUAAUUUAUAGAAUAUGUAAAAACAAGUGAUCUAAACAAGUGAACGAGACACAGAUUAAAGAAAACGAGGAGGUGAAGAGUUGGAUAAUGUAAUUUAUUGGUUAAAAGACAUUAGUUAUUUAAUUUAUCAAGAUAAAUCGAUAGUGUUAUUAACGAAGUUACGGAUUGCAUUCUAAUGCAAACGUUCUGCAGAAUUCCGGCUUGAAUAAACAGGUCAUUGAGGUCCCUUGACAUUGAGAAUGACAACCAUACUUGUUAUUAGAUCAUUAGUAAGUCUUCGCACAAGCAGGGUAGGGACGUGAUAUUCGACGUAAACGAAGAUAAAUUGGUAAUAUAUAUAUUGUCCGAUUUGCCAUGAAUCAAACAGGAUGACGCAACGAGAACUAAGCAAAGCUAUUAAAAUGAUAUUGAUUUUAUAUUUAGUAAAAACAAACUCAUACAAUAUGAAAGGAUAAAAAGGGUGUAAACCAGCUAUUGUAUACAUAAAUGGAAAGUUUAACAACCAAUGAUACACAUGUACGACUGAUAAUUUGAACUACCCAGUGUCACAUCACUUCGAUUUCUCACCGGAUCGAGAAGCUAACGCAGAAUUCAGAACAAAGGAAAUAGAGCAA